Molecule: messenger RNA, 1098 nt
Organism: Colletotrichum abscissum
Lineage: Eukaryota; Fungi; Ascomycota; Sordariomycetes; Glomerellales; Glomerellaceae
Product: endo-1,3-beta-glucanase
Exons: 1
Coding region: 1-1098 (365 amino acids)
Biological process (GO): carbohydrate metabolic process
Molecular function (GO): hydrolase activity, hydrolyzing O-glycosyl compounds
Source: RefSeq, a predicted model, not a curated record
AUGACGACUAAGCAGGUUCUGUCUCUUCUUCCUCUUCUCUUCAGCGCGGGCUGGUCAUCCCCGGCGCCGUUCCCUCCUAAGGGAGGUUACCCCGGCGGUUUCCCGUCUCCAGAUGGCAAGCCAGGCUUUGCGCCUUCCGGAGCCGUCCCGUCGUUUCCUCAGGAGUCUGGUGUCGCGACCCCGGUCAACAACGCCCUCAAGCCUGCCGCCAGCACAACCCCAGGCAAGGGGGGCAACAACACAGGCGGCGGCCCGACCCUCCCCGCCGGCUACGCAAAGAUCGUCUUCGAGGACGACUUCUCGACGCAAAAGGCCGGCGCCCUGCCUGACUCGUCAAAGUGGACCUUUGACGUUGGCACUGGCUACCCCGGCGGCGCCACCAACUGGGGCACGAACGAGAUCCAGACGUACACCAAGGACACCAAGAACAUUGCCAUCUCGGAGAGUGGCACCCUAACCAUCACGCCCAUCAAGACCGGCGAGGCGUGGACCUCAUCUCGUAUCGAGACCAACGCCGCGUCGGACUUCACUUGCCCGGCUAAGGGCAAGCUGCGCAUGGAGGCAAGCAUCAUGAUUCCGGCUUCGAACCCGGCAACGCAGUCCGGUAUCUGGCCCGCCUUCUGGUCCAUGGGCUCCGCCUUCCGCACGAACGUCACCUCGUGGCCCAGCGUCGGCGAGAUCGACAUGCUCGAGGUCUCCAAUGGUGUCGGCACGGUCUUCCAGACGGCUCACUGCGGUGUCAUCAACGGCGGCCCAUGCAACGAGAAGACCGGUCUCAGCUCCAGCGCCGAGUUCCCGCGUGGCGAGUUUGUCAAGAUUGCCUGCGAGGUUGAUCGGUCUGCCGGCGGCGGUUUCGCCACUGAGAAGCUUGUGUGGUACCUCAACGACAAGGUGACCAAGACCAUCACGGGCCAGGAGAUUGGCGACGAGGCUGUGUGGAAGAAUCUUGCUCAGACCCCCAAGAUGAUCCUGCUCAACGUCGCUAUCGGUGGCGAGUUCCCUGAUGCCAAGGCUGGUACCAAGACGCCCAAUGCUCAGACUGUCGGCGGCAAGGAUUCCCGUAUGGAGGUCAAGUACGUUGCUGUCUACAGCACUUAG